GCCGCGUUCCUGUGGGGUUGACUGUGGACUCGCGGAGCCCUUGUAUGACCUCCGGGUCGGGAGGAGGGAGCCUUGUUGUGGCCCCUGCUGCGGAAACCUGACGAGUCGUCUCCCUGACGCAGCCUCAGCCUCCCCGGCGGAUAAAUCCGCUAAUCUCCUUGCGGCUCUAACAAGCCUCGGAUCCCGGCGGCGUGGGCUGAGGGGGCGGAGCCUGGGGGCGUCCUGGAGGUGGAUCCUAGCAACGUGGGGAGUGCGCCUCCCGAGGCUCUCGCGGAAGGGAGUACAUGACAAACUCCGCGGAGGAUGCUCUGGAGCUUGACCCGGCUCCGUCAAAGCCCAUCUCAAAGCCAUGGGUGUUUCCAGUCCCAAAGGGAGCCCUACAGCGGAUCUUUGGGAGCAGCCAGGUGUUCCAGAACUUGGAUGUUGUAAAACCGAAGAUCACGGGAUUAACAGUGCCCCUCAAAGUCAGGGAGUACUACCACCAAGGCCUGCAGUGCUUGGAGAAAGAGGACUGGGAGAUGGCUGUGCUCUUCUUUUCCCGUGCCCUCCACCUGGACUCUGAGCUGGUAGACUUCUACGCUUUACGAGCUGAGGCCUACAUCCAGCUCUGUGACUUCUCCUCGGCCGCGCAGAACCUGCGAAGGGCCUGCUCCUUCCAGCCGGAGAACACCAAGUACCUGGAGCGGCUUACCUUGGUCCUUUACCUGCAGGGCCAGUGCCUGUUUGAGCAAUGUGCCUUCCAGGAAGCCCUGAGAGUCUUCUCACAAGCCUCUGCGCUCCAGCCGGGGAGAGCCAGCUUCCGUUACCGAUGCAUGGCCUGUCUCCUGGCUCUCGAACAGUAUCAGGACUGCCUCUCACUCGUCACCAAAGAGGUGAAGCUUGGUACAACCAAUGCCGAUGUCUUCAUCCUCCGAGCCAGGCUCUACAACUUCUUCCAGAAGCCCGGCCUCUGCUAUCAAGACCUGCACAGCGCCUUACUGUUGGACCCCAAGCACCCACAAGCCAAGGCGCUGCUCCAGAUGAUGGUGGACCAAGCCCGGCAGGCGCGUCAGGAUGCCGGGAUCCUGGCCGUGCAGGGCAAGCUGCAGCACGCCCUGCAGUGCAUCAACUGUGCCAUUGAGAACAACCCUCUGGACCCCUGCCUCUUCCUCUUCCGGGGCACCAUGUACCGCCGGCUCCAGGAGUUUGAUGCCGCCGUGGAGGACCUCCUGAAGGCUCUGGACAUGAUGAGUGAGAGCCAGGAGCGCGCCGUGCAGCAGGCCCAGCGGCAACUGCUGCUGACCUACAACGACUUCGCCGUGCAUUGCUACCUGCAGGGCGCCUACCAGGAGGGCGUGCUGCUGCUCAACAAGGCCCUCAAGGAUGAGCAGCAGGAGAAGGGCCUCUACAUCAACCGGGGCGAUUGCUUCUUCCAGCUGGGCAACCUGCUCUUUGCGGAGGCCGACUACCAGCAGGCGCUGGCACUGAGCCCGCAGGAUGAGGGCGCCAACCUGCGCAUGGGGCUGCUACAGGAGAAGAUGGGCUUCUGCGAGCAGAGGGGCAGGCAGUUCCACAAGGCGGAGAGCCACUUCUCCAUGGCCAUCCAGCACAACCCCCAGAAGGCCCAGUACUACCUGUACCGUGCCAGGAGCCGGCAGCUCCUGCAGAACAUUUUGGGGGCCCGCCUGGAUGUUGCCACCGUCCUGCUUCUCAACCCCAAGCAACCCAAGCUGCUCACCCUGAUGGCCAGCCUCUUCCCGGGCAUGUCGGUGGACGAUGUGCUCUGCAGCCAGGUGGCCCAUCUGGCCAGGCUGCAGUUGGAUCGGGUGUUGGAGAGAAGCCGCCUGCAAGCUGGCAUUCCUCGAGGCAUCGUGGGGCAAGUUCCGCAAGUGGGCGCCACGGGCCGGGACACUCUGGGGCCGUGGCUCAGCAGGCAGCUCAGGGAGCGGGAACUAGAGCGCCAGAAGGCACGGACCCUGCAGUUCUGGUGGAAGCCUUUGUUUGGGAUCUCUGAAGAGCUCGAGGCCGCUCCCCAGACCCUGACAGGAGAGCCAGCAGGUGCAAAGGCAGCCAAGGCCCUCCACGAGGAGAAAGAGGAAGAGAAGCAGGAGCCUGCAGCCAGCAGGGUGAGGUCCCUGUCUGAAAGCUACCUCGACCAGACCUCUUCAGGCUCCAUCUUCAGCUUCAGGACCAUGUCCGCCUCAGAGACGUCUACUAUUUGCAAGGAAUACAGGAGCACCUCAGCCACUGCUGUGACAUCCUCCGACUCCUCACUGCUGAAGACUCAAUCCUCAGACCUCUUGGAGAACAGGGAACACCCAAGCUUGAGCAACAGCCCCAGAAAUACCAAGGUCACCCAAGGCCAGAGCCAGAGCCCCAGCAAGACAGAGUCCACCCAGGGCCAGAGCCGGAGGCCCAGCAAGACCAAAGCUACCCAGGGCCACAGCCAGAGGCCCAGCAAGACAGAGGCCAUCCAGGACAAGAGCCAGAGCCCCAGCAAGAUAGAGGUUGCCCAGGGCCAGAGCCAGAGCCCCAGCAGGACCAAAGUCACCCAGGGCCAGAGCAGGAGCCCCAGUAGGACCAAGGCAGCCCAGGGCCAGAGCCGGAGGCCCAGCAGGAUAAAGGCUGCCAAGGGCCAGGGUCGGAGCUCUACAAGGACAAAGGUCACACAGGGCCAGAGCCAGAGUUCCAGCCAGACUGAAGCCACCCGAAGCCCAAGACAAAAACCUAACAAGACCAAGGCCACUCAGGGCCCAAGGCAGAGGUUUAGGAAGAUCAAGGCUGCCCAUGGCUGGAGUGGGGGACUGAUCCGAAGUUCUAGCAGGACCAAGGAUUUCUAUGAUCCAAGUUGGAGCCCCAGCAACGCUGAGGCCACUUGGGACCAAUACCAAAGGUCCAGCAAGACCACGGCUGCACAGAGCUGGAGCCAGAACACAAGCCCAGGUUACAGCAAGACCGAGGACACCUGGGGACUGAGCCCAACUCUCAGAAAACCCCAGAUCAGAGGGCCUGAGCCAGAACCCCAGAAAAAUCAAGACUGGCCCAGCAGUGACACGGAUCUCUGAAAGGGCCAUUCAGCUCCCUCGCUUGUUGCUGGGUAUGG
Molecule: messenger RNA, 3082 nt
Organism: Neogale vison (American mink)
Lineage: Eukaryota; Metazoa; Chordata; Mammalia; Carnivora; Mustelidae
Gene: TTC16
Product: tetratricopeptide repeat domain 16
Exons: 14
Coding region: 285-3044 (919 amino acids)
Molecular function (GO): protein binding
Source: RefSeq, a predicted model, not a curated record